Messenger RNA from Sceloporus undulatus (fence lizard), 417 nucleotides. Its product is annotated as NT-3 growth factor receptor-like. The annotation marks the transcript as partial. Gene Ontology annotation, biological process: protein phosphorylation; cell surface receptor protein tyrosine kinase signaling pathway; regulation of phosphatidylinositol 3-kinase/protein kinase B signal transduction. The record is from RefSeq and is a predicted model, not a curated record. The transcript is spliced from 2 exons. Lineage: Eukaryota; Metazoa; Chordata; Lepidosauria; Squamata; Phrynosomatidae. Gene Ontology annotation, cellular component: signaling receptor complex; axon; membrane. Gene Ontology annotation, molecular function: transmembrane receptor protein tyrosine kinase activity; neurotrophin binding; neurotrophin receptor activity.
GCUCUGAAGGACCCAACCUUGGCGGCACGGAAGGAUUUUCAGAGGGAAGCAGAACUGCUAACCAACCUACAGCAUGAUCACAUUGUGAAGUUCUACGGUGUCUGUGGUGAUGGAGAUCCUCUCAUAAUGGUCUUUGAGUACAUGAAGCAUGGGGACCUGAACAAGUUUCUCAGGGCUCAUGGCCCAGAUGCAAUGAUCCUUGUGGAUGGGCAGCCCCGGCAGGCCAAGGGCGAGCUGGGCCUUUCUCAGAUGCUCCACAUUGCUAGCCAGAUAGCUUCGGGAAUGGUUUACCUGGCCUCCCAACACUUUGUACACAGAGACCUGGCCACAAGGAACUGCUUGGUUGGAGUUAACCUUCUGGUGAAGAUUGGUGACUUUGGGAUGUCCAGAGACGUCUAUAGCACCGAUUACUACAGG